GAUUUUGUCCUGAUCACAACCAAAACAAAACAGUGGUCACGGGAUAUGUUCGCUCAGCUGAUUGCUGUGGAAGUAUAGAUUCGGGGAAAGUCUUGAAACUAGUGUCUAGUAUCUCUACUUUCAGAAUGAAGUUUUGUGGACCAAAGUGUUCGUUAUGCUGUACUAUUUUAAGUGUCUGGGCCAUUGUCCAGUUGGGAUUUAUGGCCUUGUUCUUUGGUAUUAGAUCACCAGCAUUCAUUGAAGACUUGUCCAUUCCUGAAGAAGCAGAACAUGACCCCAAAUCAUUCCUAGAGGCUAUGGAUAAAUCUUAUUAUCAGAUUGCAACAAAUUGUGGGAUUGCUGCUGGAUUGUAUGGUGUCACUUUGCUAGUCAUCAGGAAUGGCAGUCGGUAUCUUAAUAGCAAGAAAGCGUAA
Messenger RNA from Macrobrachium nipponense, 413 nucleotides. RefSeq names its product ribonuclease kappa-like. The record is from RefSeq and is a predicted model, not a curated record. Gene Ontology annotation, molecular function: RNA endonuclease activity. Gene Ontology annotation, biological process: nucleic acid metabolic process. Lineage: Eukaryota; Metazoa; Arthropoda; Malacostraca; Decapoda; Palaemonidae.